Molecule: messenger RNA, 2303 nt
Organism: Acanthochromis polyacanthus (spiny chromis)
Lineage: Eukaryota; Metazoa; Chordata; Actinopteri; Pomacentridae
Gene: gpr157
Product: G protein-coupled receptor 157
Exons: 4
Coding region: 327-1334 (335 amino acids)
Biological process (GO): cell surface receptor signaling pathway; adenylate cyclase-activating G protein-coupled receptor signaling pathway
Cellular component (GO): plasma membrane
Molecular function (GO): G protein-coupled receptor activity; cAMP binding
Source: RefSeq, a predicted model, not a curated record
GGAUCUUGCAUUUUUAUAUAAACUAUGACUGGGAAUGGAGCAAUAUUUGACCAUGCUGUCAUGUGUCAUAAAUGUGACCUGCUGUCGGAUGUGUUUGGGCCACACAAGCAUACACAAUUGCGUCCAAAAAUAGCGCCAUGUCUGAACACUACCAGCUGACUGACUUCUGCUUUGGUUGCAGCGAGGGAGAGAGAGGACGGGAGGCGGGGAGGGAGGGCUUGAACGCGGGGAGAGGAAAACUUUGAGCUCGGCUCUCCUCAAAAGCAAUGAGCGAAGUUCGCUAAAGGUCUUAUGGAUCGACUGGUCCGAGAGUUUCGCACCUGACGAUGGCAAACGGGAAUCAGACGGAGGUGUAUUUAUCCGAGCAGGUGAUCGUGCUGUUUUCGUGCGCCCUGUCCUUGCUGGGUUCCUCUCUGAUCAUCUUCACCUACAUUAUUUGGUCGGAUUUGAGGACAACACCAAGAAGGUUGCUGGUUUACCUCUCCGUGGCUGACUGGCUCUCCGCCGGCUCCUACGCCUAUGGGGUCUCGAGAGUUUUCCGCAGCGACUCGGUCGACUGCGUCGUUCAAGGAGCGAUAUCCACUUUCGCCAACACCAGCUCUUUUUUCUGGACCGUGGCCAUCGCUGUUUACCUGUACUUUUUCAUCGUCAGGUCCAGCCAGAGAGUCGCUGACAGCCUGGUGUUGUCCUUCCACUUCGUCAGCUGGGGCGUUCCUCUGGCCAUCACCAUCGCAGCCGUGUGCCUCAACAAGAUCGGUUACGAUGCGUCAGAGGUGUCAGUGGGCUGGUGCUGGGUCAGGAUCCACGCUCCGGACCGGGUCCUGUGGAUGCUGCUGACCGGAAAGAUCUGGGAGUUUCUGGCUUACCUCACCCUCCCCAUCCUCUACAUUUUGAUCAAGAGGCACAUCCACAUAGCGCAUGCUGCCCUGUCAGAGUACCGUCCCAUCCUGGCCAACAGGCCUCCAUCACACUCCUUCUCCUCCAUGGCUGACAUGAAGCUCACACUCAUUCCCAUCAUCUUCAUCAUCCUGCGCAUCUGGAGCACCGUGCGCUUCAUCCUGCUGCUAGCUGGCUCACCGGCCAGACAGAACCCAGUGCUGGUCACCUUACAUGGUAUCGGCAACACCUUGCAGGGAGCGGCCAACUGCACCAUGUUCGUUUUGUUGACUCGUCCGAUCCGCACUCGUCUCUGCACCGCGCUCUGCUGCUGCUGCACCAAGUGUCGAGCUGAGGUACAUCACUCUAACGAAGCCCCUCACAGUCUGCUACCUGAACAGGACGCCUCCAACCAGAGAGAAGAAGACGGCAGCGGCCGGGUCCGUACCGACAGAUGAAACUUCACCCUGCAGAGGAGGAGGUGGACGAAUGUUGACGUGAAGGGAGCAGCAGAGGUCUCCACUUCGCACUAAGACUCAUCACAGCGAGUGCCUGCCGGGAGGGUCGUGGAUUCUGCAGGUGACAUCUGUGUCGCACAACAGCACUUUGGGUGAUGGGAUGAUGCCGCCUGACUGUCGGCCAGCAUUCAGGGAAGCAUUUUGUCGCAUUCAAUGUGCUGCAUCUCGCACUUUAACCCUCUGAACCCCAAGACACCCGUUUAUCAGAGCCAGAGAUGAAAUAGUUGUAUGUUCAACUUUUUCAGCAGUUCAGUAAAGAAUCGUGUAUUUCCAUCGGGAAGAUGAACCAAAUCUAACCUUAAAACAACAAUAUUUCAUAAAAAUCAUGUUGAACAUUUCCAGUUUCACCCAAGUUUAAACGUUUACUUUCAGUAGACUCUGCAAACACACCUAAGAAGCUGAUAGUAACUCAAAAAACAUUCAAAACCUUUUAGGCUGAACUGCAGGCUGUGUUUACAUGAGGCAAACAUCAAAAAUAUAUGUAGUAGAAUAAUGACUUUUUAACUUGAAAAUAUAGUUUUUCAUUUUUUGUAAUACAAUAAAAUAAAUAAAACUGUUUUUUUCUGUUUUUAUUAUUUAUGGCUGUAUAAAUAUGUCAUACCCAUGAGCUCUCUCUAUAUUUAGGCCACAGUUGUGGUGUUCAUUGCAGUAAAUAAAUGAGCCCACAGUGAGUAAACGUCACACCCAGAAGCUGCUUGGAGUUCAGAGGUUUAAAAUGGAGGCUUCACGUUCAGUUGCUCUUCAUUUUCUGUUCCCUCUUUUGAAAAAUGUUACACUCCACAAAGGACUGUUUACCAUGCACUGCUGUGAGGUUAUCACUGUGAAAUAGUAUUGUAGUUUCAUUUGUAUUUUUGGAAAAAUGAUCAGUGUUAAGAUGAGUAAAGAAAAAACUUUAAAGCUUUAAAGCUG